Podospora pseudocomata is the source of this 213-nucleotide messenger RNA. RefSeq lists its product as uncharacterized. NCBI's taxonomy places the organism in Eukaryota, Fungi, Ascomycota, Sordariomycetes, Sordariales, Podosporaceae. The record is from RefSeq and is a predicted model, not a curated record. The transcript has 2 exons. Bases 1 to 213 code for a protein of 70 amino acids.
AUGUCCAGAUACACAAUCGCCGGUGCUUGGCAGGGCCUCAAGGACACGGUGAAGCCCAUCUUAUCGGAAGCCUACUACGAAGAAUAUUACGCGAGAGAUUGCGAAGAGAAUGUGGCGGUAACGGAACCUCAUCAAUACACGCCGUUUGUCAGACUCGACUACCAGCAUCAGGCUUCUUCGUCUGUUGCCAGGAUCUCGUCAACAAGAUAUUGA